Messenger RNA from Colossoma macropomum (tambaqui), 2290 nucleotides. RefSeq names its product c19h1orf109 homolog (H. sapiens) (gene airim). The transcript has 4 exons. Gene Ontology annotation, cellular component: nucleus; cytoplasm. The record is from RefSeq and is a predicted model, not a curated record. NCBI's taxonomy places the organism in Eukaryota, Metazoa, Chordata, Actinopteri, Characiformes, Serrasalmidae. The coding region runs from base 296 to 904 and encodes 202 amino acids.
GAGGUGGUAGAUACAGGUUUCGGAUUGGUGGAUUAGACGCACACGGCACAGUAAUCGGGAGGAUCACAUGGAGGCUUGGUGUAAAAGCGCGUGGAUCACACAAAUAACGUAUUCCCAUCGUAACAGAUGAAAUAAUGUUUUGUUUGUCAAGUACUCGAUCCGUUAUCGCUUGUACGUAUGUUCGCGUGUGAAUAUUUCGCAGAAAUGCUGAUCAGGCUGGCAGACAGUGAGCUCCUGUACUCGGGCGAGUAACGUGUUAGUUUUGUGUUUGUUGGUGACUUUUUUCAGUCGAGCGAUGUCUCAGGCAGCUCUACUGUCGCUGCAUCAGGAGCUCAGAAAAUGCUUUCGGAGUUUGGAGGCGAGCCGCAGCGUUUGGAGAUCUGCUCUGGAGGAGUGCUCGCCUUUACUGAGCUCUCUGGGAAACCUCGCCGAGCAGCUGAGGGCGCUGAAGAGUGUAGAACUGCUCAACACGCCUCUCGCCAAGUUCCCAGACCUUCAAGAACGCCUUCAGCACAAACUCACUCAGGCAGCGGACACUGUCCUGAGCAGGUUAAGUGAAAAAAUGGAUGCCCUUCAAGUGGUGAAGGAUUCCAUCAGUAAGCAGGUGUUUGCGGUUUUCCAGCUGUACGAGCAGAACUCAGACGUCCUUGAUCUGCGCUCUUGUGUUGCCAGAUCUGCUAUUUCUCCAUCAGUUGCUGACAUGUUGGAAUGGCUCCAGGAUGCAGAAUACUACUAUCGUGUCCAAUAUGUUCAGAGGAGCAACCUGCUACAGAUGCUAAAGCCUGAUGACCUUACACUUAUGGAAACAGCACCAAAGAGAUGGGCAUCUUUAGAUUCCCCUAGUAGAGAAGAAAGAAUUUCAGAUGCGCUCUUUCAAGUGUCCUUCUUCUUGGAGUCUGAGUAAACUGUUAUUGAGUUUCUGCCAAGCUUACGUCACCUAUUUACAAGCUCCCAACUGGAAAAAAGUGCGACUCUGAGCUGUAAUUACCAGGCGGAAACUUGGUAACCUGAGUUUCAGAGUGUCCUGUAAUGUCUGGCUCUCAUCUUCUUAUACUACAAACACCGCUCAAGCUUGCUUUGGCAGUUUUCAGGAAACUGAAUGCUAAAAGGCACAGCUUGUACCCCCAACUUUACAACAACCAGCGUUAGUUUAUUAAUUUUUCAUAUGGGGAAAAUUCCAAGAAGCACUAAUCGCUGGAAUGCAGCGUUAGUAUAACAAAUGAGGAUAAGGAUGCACAGCAGCCCACACAUAACAUGAGGUAAUGUGUGAACAUAUGCAGUGAUAUUGAACUUGCUGAUGUCGGUGGACUCAAAAUCUCCUAGGAACUUCACAGACUCUUAAAGAAUGCUGUUUAAGGACUUUUGUGAAAACCUGAGGUAAACACUGAUUUUGUUCCUGGACUUGUACAGCACAAGUGUUCUUAACAUGAAUUACUUUGCAUUUGUUGCAGUUAGCAUCUACUACAUUGAAAUGAUUUCAGUAUUGUUCAGUCACAUCAUGUCUAUUUAUUAUCACACAUCCCUAGCUUAUUAUGUUUUAACAAAAUAAAUAUAAAAUCACUUCACUCACAGCAAACUUGGUUACAGAGGUUGUUUCUGUGAUGAAAAUUGGGGUCUAUAGGACGUAGAGUACAGAUCACAGUGUAGAUACUGUUUAUCUCAACUAUAAGAGAUGGGCAGCUGUUAACAGGAUGAAAUUAAGAUAAGCAGAUAAAUAAGAAAUCAAUUACUUAGAAAAAACAUAGUGCAGUUUAAAACCACACCCUCGUGUGGACAGAAAUGAAAAACAGUACAUAUAUAAGGAUGUCAAUAAAAUACCUUUAGGAUAAUUCAAGUCACUGCAGUACUGUUAUACAACUUGCUCAUUUUCAGUCAUGGGCUUCUGUCCUCUCAGAACUUCCUUUAUUUUCCAUAUGUAUUCAAAGGUUUGGAAUCAACUUCAAUAAAACUUUUUGGGGAAAAUUUUAGAUGUGUCCAAAGUUAUGAACAGAGUUCUGAUAAUGCUGUGUAACAUUAAAAAGGAAGUUAAUAUCCAGAUUACCUUGCAUUUCAAAAGUGGUGAUCAAAUUUCUUGGCAGAAAAUGUGACAAAUUGUUCUAAAUUUUUAUAUUUCUUUAUUCUAAAAUUAUUGUUGGCUGUAUCACUUAUCACGUAUUAUUAGCAUCUUCUUGUUUUCGUAAUACUUUAAUGUUAGAAUCAAAUGUCUGUAAAUACCUUUUCGAUGCUUGUUUAUAAUAUUUAAAUGUACAUUUUGUAACUUUAUAGACAAUAAAAAAAUGAAGAAAAUUAA